AUGGCCGCCUCGGUUCUUGGACAAUCAGCAAGGCGGGGCUGUUAUAAUAAAAUUGUCGCCAAUGAAUAUCUAGUGGGAUUCUCUACGGGCUCGACGUCAAGAAGGAUUCUUACGUGUGAGAAGAAACCGUUGUUGACAACUACAUCAUCAUCUCCACCAUCAAUAUGUAAUCAUCAACCCCAUCGCCCAUUCAGCACUACUCGAAAUACAAGGCUAGCUUCACCCACCACUACAUCUCCAUCUCCAGAAGCCGAAUAUGCAUUCAACCCACCCCACGCCCGACCUCUCGACGGCAUCACCAUCGUGGCUUUAGAACAAGUCAUCUCCAUGCCCCUCGCCACACGCCACCUAUCCGACCUGGGCGCACGCGUCAUAAAAAUCGAACGCCCCGGCAUCGGCGAUUUCGUACGUCACCACGACAAACGCGUCCGCGACACGCUCUGCUCCCACUUCGUCUGGAUCAACCGCAACAAAGAAUCCCUCGCCCUGGACAUCAAAAAACCCGACGACAUGUCUCUCCUCCAUAAAGUCGUCACCGAAAAAGCCGACAUCUUCGUACAAAACCUCCGGCCAGGCGACGCCGCAAAAAUGGGUCUUGGAUAUGCCGACAUGAAGAAAUUCAUGAAUGAAGCGUAUCCCGGAGAAAAUCGCGGUGAUAAAUUAAUCUACGCGAGUAUUUCCGGAUAUGGCAAUCAGGGACCAUAUACGCAGAAAAAGGCAUAUGAUUUAUUAAUCCAAGCGGAAGCAGGCCUGCUAGAGAUUACGGGCACGGAAGAACAAAUGGCCAAAGUCGGGUGUUCGAUUGCAGAUAUUUCGGCCGGGAUGUAUGCCUACAGCUGUAUCAUGGCGGCGGUUCUCCAACGACAAAAGACAGGCAAAGGAUGUGAAAUCGACGUUUCCAUGCUUGAAAGUCUGGUCGAGUGGAUGGGGUUUCCCUUGUAUUAUGCCUAUGAAGGCCAAUCACGUGUGAAACGUGCGGGUGCCAGUCACGCCAGUAUUUACCCGUACGGUCCAUUUGCCACGGGUGACGGAAAGGGGAAUCCCAAUGGUGGAAAGGUGAUGCUGGGUGUGCAGAAUGAGAGGGAGUGGAAGAUUCUCGCGACGGAUGUGCUCAAACGACCUGACCUAGUGUCGAAUCCCAGAUUCAAGGAUACGGCUUCCAGGGCGCAGAAUCGAGAUGAGUUGGAAAAGGUCAUUGUGGAGGUUUUUAGUGCUUAUUCGCCUGAUCAGGUUACCGAUAUGUUGGAAACGGCGGGGAUUGCGAAUUCAAAGGUAAAUGAUAUGCCGGAUGUGUGGAAUCAUCCACAAUUGUUGGCGAGAGAUAGGUUUAGAGAGGUGGAUACGGAGGUUGGGAAGAUUAAGACUUUUUUGCCCCCGGGCUUCUCGGCACAGGUGGAGGCCAGGAUGGAGAGGGUGCCGACUAUUGGGGAGGAUAAUGAUCGGAUUAUUAAGGAGUUGGAAGAGGGGAGGAAGUGAGGAAGAAGAAGAACGAGAAGAGGAGGAGGAUGGGAGAGGGGAGAGGGAUUUCAGAUUUAUGGGUAGAAGUUGG
Molecule: messenger RNA, 1549 nt
Organism: Exophiala mesophila
Lineage: Eukaryota; Fungi; Ascomycota; Eurotiomycetes; Chaetothyriales; Herpotrichiellaceae
Exons: 1
Coding region: 1-1476 (491 amino acids)
Molecular function (GO): catalytic activity
Source: RefSeq, a predicted model, not a curated record